CGUAAGAAGAAAACUAGAACGGUGUUUUCGAGAAAUCAAGUUUUUCAACUGGAAUCAACUUUUGACAGGAAACGUUAUCUAUCAAGCACUGAACGUUCGAACCUUGCGUCGUCACUGCGGUUGACUGAAACUCAAGUAAAAAUUUGGUUUCAAAAUCGACGAAAUAAAUGGAAACGACAGUUGGCAGCUGACAUGGAA
Molecule: messenger RNA, 198 nt
Organism: Helobdella robusta
Lineage: Eukaryota; Metazoa; Annelida; Clitellata; Rhynchobdellida; Glossiphoniidae
Exons: 2
Biological process (GO): regulation of transcription by RNA polymerase II
Cellular component (GO): nucleus
Molecular function (GO): DNA-binding transcription factor activity, RNA polymerase II-specific; RNA polymerase II transcription regulatory region sequence-specific DNA binding
Source: RefSeq, a predicted model, not a curated record